AUGUCUUCACUGCCUUCAAACGUUCAUGUCUCCCAACACCCGUGUCUGCGGGCAAAGCUGAGCCAGCUUCGCUCAAAGACCAACAGUCCUAGAGACGUCAAAUCACUGAUUCAUGAGAUCUCUCUGAUUGUCUCUUGUGAAGCUCUUGCCUCGUCUUUGGAAGCUACGGAAGGGACUCAGGAUGAGACGCCUUUGGGCUUCAAGUUCACUUCCACAACAGUGCAACCAAGUACCAUGUGUCUGGUUCCCAUUCUGCGAUCAGGCCUUGGAAUGGUUGACGCCGUGCAAACCAUGCUCCCUGUCCCAGUUCCAGUUCAUCAUCUGGGCAUGUACCGUGAGCCUUCAACUCUCGACCCAGUCGAGUACUACAACAAUCUUCCCCAGCAAAUCCCGGGUGACUCCUCCAGUAGCAAUGCUAGUAGUCUUGCUAUCUUGGUCGACCCUGUUAUCGCGACCGGUGGAACCUGCGCCGCCGCUAUCCAGACGCUCCGUGAAUGGGGCGCAAAGAGAAUCAUUGUUCUCGCCGUAAUUGGAGCUGACGAGGGUGUUCAGAGAGUCGCUGCCGAGUGGCCCGAGGGAUGCGAGGUUUGGAUUGCAGCAGUGGACAAGGAGUUGACCAAGGAUGGUAUGCUGAAACCUGGUGUGGGAGAUGUUGGUGAUAGGCUGUUCUUGACUAUCGGCAAAUGA
Molecule: messenger RNA, 687 nt
Organism: Fusarium musae
Lineage: Eukaryota; Fungi; Ascomycota; Sordariomycetes; Hypocreales; Nectriaceae
Exons: 3
Coding region: 1-687 (228 amino acids)
Source: RefSeq, a predicted model, not a curated record